AUGGCUUUGGAUCAAUCUCACCAACUCAAGCGAAGCUUAAAUGAUGGUUCUUCUACAUCUUCGUCCGAUACAGAUGAAGAAACAGUUGCGACUUUUAACAGUUGCGACUUCGGAGGUUUGUAAAUUCCUUGAAACAUACCUUUUCCAAACGUAAAAUUAGUUAAUAAUAUACAAGACCGAUACAAAUAAUUUCAUGAAUCAAAAGCCGGAAAGGCAAGAUACUGUAAGCAGUGAAUUGUUCCGGCAUCAUAUGCUAGUAUAGUUUGUCUUAUGAGCAUAUAAACUUUCUUCUAGGUGUGUCCGCUGCGUCUUGUGAUAUAAUAAAGACUAAUUCUGACACAAAUAUGCCAGAAAAUUCAGGAGAUGACCAUGUAAGUAUCUUACAUUGAAAAGCUGACUCGACAAUCAGAAGCUAAAAAUUCAUUUGUAAUUUACGAUAAUUUUCUGCAGUACAGUUUGUUUAAUAGUUAAUAUAGAAAACAAACUGAUGUAAAUCAAUAAGACCAACAAUCAGAUAUAAGUGUGAACUUUCAAAUAUAUACGCUUAUAUUUAUGCCAUCCCAUUAUGGAACCAACUCAUAUUCAUACCUGUUCAAUGCCCCCAACUCAAACCUAAUUGUACAGAAAAUGCUACCCCCGACGAUCUAGAGCUCUGGAAAUCUCAACACCCCCCCUCCUUAUGUACGAAUAUCUUCACGAAAACGUUUGCAAUUGCUCGCCAUCACAACAACCCAAGUAAAUAUAUUAUACUUAUUGUAUUUUUAUGAUUUAUGAUAAAAAUACGCAAAUAUUUAUUGUUUUUUAUCCGCAUAAAUCAUAAAAAUAAAAUAAAUGUAUUAAGUUGGGUUGCUGUGGUGGCAAACAAACGUUUCGUGAAAAUAUUUGACCCCCCCUGUCAUUUUCGCGAAGAUUGCAUGUUACUUUCAAAUUAUUUGUGAAAAUAUAUAAUGUAUUAUAAUAAUAAAGUGUAUUACAUUUAUAGAAAACAAUGAUAACCCUUAUGAAAUCUACAAUAAUUAUACUAAAUUAAGCAUAGUUUUUCAAGCCAUGAUAAUUUUUAGGAAAUAAGAAAAUUGAAUUUCUAGGCAUAUUAGUUAUUUUCUUUUCUUGCAAAAUAUUAUACUCGGACAAAUUUUUCCUUGCAAUAACCACCAGUAAAAGCAAUUCUUCUAAAUACUAUAAGCACUUCAGAACAGCUGUUGCUUUUGAUUUUCGGAGUUAGUAUCAGCUCACUGUCAUGGUCAUUUUACCCUAAAACAGUUGAGAUUAUACCUGUGCUAAAUGAAACGCAUACAAACUCUUGUAUAUACAGACCCUAGACUAAGUUUAGUUUCUACACGUAAGGUGGAAUUUUAAAGUUUUUCUUGUUAUUUUACAGUUUUGAACAUUAACGCCAGCGCGAACAUGCGAAGAUGAACAUAUGCAAGUAAUUCUUCUUACUAUUCAUUUUUUUAGGACAGUGACAGUGACAUAAAUUCCAAUUGUGGUCAUGAUCAGGCAAAUGAUGAACUGCUAGAAGACGUCAGUACUGAAUUGUCGGAAGACGAAAGUAGUGAUGAUGAAAUUUGGCCGGAGGUGUCAGAGCAACUACUGGAUCAAGACAUCACUUCGAAGAAACCUCUUCCAGAUCCCGUACCGAAGCGAAGAAAG
Molecule: messenger RNA, 1650 nt
Organism: Paramuricea clavata
Lineage: Eukaryota; Metazoa; Cnidaria; Anthozoa; Malacalcyonacea; Plexauridae
Source: the annotation of a GenBank genome assembly